Molecule: messenger RNA, 4422 nt
Organism: Hyphopichia burtonii NRRL Y-1933
Lineage: Eukaryota; Fungi; Ascomycota; Pichiomycetes; Serinales; Debaryomycetaceae
Gene: RAX2
Product: Rax2p
Exons: 2
Coding region: 270-4343 (1357 amino acids)
Biological process (GO): cellular bud site selection; positive regulation of establishment of bipolar cell polarity regulating cell shape
Cellular component (GO): cellular bud scar; plasma membrane of growing cell tip; cellular bud neck
Source: RefSeq, a predicted model, not a curated record
CUCUUCCAUCCAUUACUCCUUCCACUCGUUUCAAUAUCCAAUACUUUUCUAUUGAUUGGAGGACCUUGCCAAAGAGGAACACUGAUAAUAGUUAAGCUAUCCCGUUGUUUAUACUUCAAAACAUAUUCAAAAAAAAAACAUCAAAAAAAGAAAAAUUUUUUGUAUUGAAUUUGAUAUAAAAACGAUAUUCUUGUUCAUUUGAGUAUAUUCCUGGUAUAGGAGUUGCUAUAGUCAAGAGGCGGAAAGAUAGAGAAUUGAAAGCGCCCAAGAUGAUACCAAUUAAACGACAGAUGUUGUCGAUUUUCUACUUGAUUACUUUAAUUAUUGCAUCAACAUUUGAAUCGGUUUCAAUUCCUGAUAUUCAGUUUUCGAAAAUAGGUUCAAGAAUCGGGGUGUUUGGCUCUUUCGACUCCUUGUCAUAUUAUUCUUAUCACAAUGCAUCUUCAUUUCUCCAAAAUCCAAAUGAAAACUCUCCUUCAAAUUCAUCUUCAAAUUCAAAUAAUUUAUACGUAAGAGAUUCUUCCAAAAAUUAUAACUUAAAAUUCGGUGAUACCAAUGGAGAUAUUAGUCAGAUCUUACCCUUGAGUGAAGAUACAGUUAUAAUAACGGGGAAUUUUUCAAAAUUCAAUGAUAAAUCUUAUCAACCACCAAUAAUAUACAAUAUAACAUCGGGGGAUGUCUCGCUGGUGUUUCCUUCUUCGUCUUCUAAAAGAGAUGAUACGCCAAGUAUUGAAAGCGGUGAAGUUAGCGUCAUGUACGUUGAUGAAGAUCUUAUUUACUUGGGGGGUGACUUUAAAUUUAAUAACACUUAUGGAGCGGCUAUAUAUAAUCAAACCUCGAAACAAGUUUAUAAUACCCCUUUCAAAGGUUUUGGUGAUAAAGCAGUGGUGAACUCAAUCAUGAAGAUCAAUCAAAAUAAUAAUAAAGAUGAUGUUAAUAAAGGUUCCAUUGUUUUCGGUGGGGAUUUUAACACCCUUGGUCUCUCUGACUUAUUAGCACAAAACGUUUCCUCAAAUUCAACUUUAAGACAUCAUAAAAAUACCAAUGAUACCUCUUUAGAAACCGCUGAACAAAUCAUCUCAAUUAAAUACGGUACUUUUUCAAAUACUAAUGGUGAUUCUUCAAAUGAUGAUUCUUCUAUCAUUUGUCCUUCUAAUAAUAAUAAAUGGUCUCUACAACCUGAUGUUGGUGGCCAGUGGGCAGUCGAAUUACCAAAUGAAGUAAAAGGAGUUUAUCCUACUAAAGCUCGUCUUUAUGUUCCGGAUGAUGAAGACUCAGUCCAAUUAUUUAGAAUUUAUUCUUAUCCAAAUAAUGGGAUCAUGAAUCUUUCUUAUAUUGACCCUGAUACAAAUGAUAUUGCUUAUUGUGAUGCUUGGUGUCCCAUGAAAAAGGCUUCGGAAUUAAAAGAUUAUACUAGUAAAAAUAAAAAACAUAAAAAAUCAUUAACCGAUGAUAUGACUUAUGUUGAUGAUGAAGGUUCUUUCCAAACUUAUUAUGAUGAUACUUCGAAAACGAAAGUCUUGGGUUAUGGUUCAAAUUAUCAAGAAUUCUCGUUUGAAAAUUCAGUUAGUGUCGAUAAAGUUGGUGUUACAAUUGUUGGCUGGUAUGGUUCAAAAGGUGCUUUGAGUGGUUUUGAAUUAUACUCUAAUCAAAUUAUGGUCUACGGUAAUGACUCCUUAAAUGAACCAAAUUGUGAUGACGACGAUGAUGGUCCAGUUAAUUAUUCAGAAUUAAAAUCUGGCUCUUGGAAAUCAGUUACUUCCCUUUCAAAUUCAGUUUCAAAUACCGAUUAUUUGGUUUCGGUUGGUACUGAUGCCGAAUUGAUUUUGUAUCCAAAUAUAUCUUAUUCGGGUAAUUAUUCUAUUUUAUUCGGUACUCCAGGUUGUACCCUUGAUAACUCUUGUGAUAAACGUUCAAUUGUUAACGUUUCUGUUAUUGAUAAUGAUGAUAACAUGUUGGCUUCAAAAUUAAUUUAUCAAAAUAAUAAUAAUGAUAAAUUUGACUACUUAUUUUAUGGUCACUUAAAUGGUACUGCCGAUUAUGAUGGUCACAAUAAAAUAAAAGUUGAAUAUCAUGACACUAUAACUCCAGGUACUAAUGAUCCUUGGGUUGUUGUUGAUAAAGUUACCACCAACGUUGUCGAAUUAGAUGAUUAUAUGGAAAUGAAUUCAACAAAUAAAUCUUCUAACCAUUCCAAAGAAGACUCGGAGUUACAUCAUCUCAAAUUACACUCACUUUUUGAAUAUUCAAUUGCUAAUUUCACUGAUUUCGAUGAACUGAAAGUCAGUUACAAAGAUGGAGAUGACAAAAUUAUUAGUAAAAAGAAUACAUUCGUUGGUAAUUCUACCUUAAAUGUUCUCAGUUCAAAAUUAUCUUCAGAUUCCAAAAUUGAUGAAUUAAAUUUAAAUGGUGAAACCAUAAGCAUCAUAGGCAAUUUCAAAUCAAAAUCUUUGAAUUUAUCAAGUGAUAAUCUUAUCAGUGUUACACUUAAUAAGUAUAAUGAUACUUCAAAUCAAGCUAUAUCAGAAAUUGAAAAACGUAAAUUAAAUUACGAUUUAUACGAACGUGUAAAUUUUAAUGAUUCCAUAAGUAAAGUAUCCAGUUUGGGAGACGCCUCUAUUUACCUUGGUAAGUUCAGUUUAUCUAAGAAAGAUGAUUCAACAAAACUAAGAGACUUAUCAAAUAAAAACAAUUCCGUUGACACUGCUAAUAAUUUUGCCAUAUACUAUAACUCGGCCUGGUAUAGUUUUGGUAAUAAUUUUUCUGAUAUUUCUUAUAAUCAAGUUUCAAAUCUUACUAUCGAUGACACUGAAUAUUUUGUUUUUGGUGCAGAUGGUGACAAUUUCAAAACUUGGGAUAAUACUAAUAGUAAAUGGCUAGACAGUGAUAGUGAUCUCCAGUUAAACAUCACCUCUGCAGUCAGUCUUAGUAAAAAACAACAAAUUUUAAGUGGUUCAUCAUUCAAUAUUAUGGAUUAUUAUGGUAAAGACCAGGCUGCUAUAACCGAUGAUGGUAUAGAACCUUAUAAGUUUGACAUCGAAGACGAUGGUUAUGAAAUUUUUGCUUCAUACUACAUCAACAACUCUGUUAGUGUGAUAGGUGGAAAGUUCAAAACCUCUUCUAAAAUUUCUAAUGUUGGUUUCAUUGAUAAUACUAGUAAGAAUAGAUCAAUGGUUGGCUUGAAUGGUGACAUUAAAUUCACAGAUGAUGCCGUUGUUCAAGAAUUAUACGUGGAUAGUGAUGGUAAGUAUCUUUUCAUUGGUACUAAUGGUACUGCCACUAUUGAUGGAGAUAAAAACGUUACUGGAGUUAUUAUUUACAAUUUGAAGAAUAAUAGCUUCACUGACUUCCAACCUGCCGAACUUGCUAAUAUUGGUGGUGAUUCGAUAAAUAUCAAUGCAAUUGUCUUAUAUGAUAAAGGUAAUAAAUUAUUAGUUGGUGGUGACUUUGUUCUGGCUGGUUCAUUGCAGUGUAUUGGUUUAUGUGUUUAUGACAUUGCUAAUACUAGAUGGAUGGAUCCUGCCUCUAGUGAUAAAAGUCCAUCUAUUGAUGGAAGUGCUACCGAUAUUAAAUUUUUCAAAUCUAAUCAAGUUAUCAUUAGUGGUAAUUUUACAAUUGACUCAUCAGAUGCUAACUUUAUUACUUAUGAUUUCGACAAAGGUAUGUUUGCCACAUCCAAAUCUUCCCUCAAUAAAUUAGGUUCAUCUCAGAAAGUGAACAAAUUUACAAUUAACGACGAAAAUGAUAGUAAAUUGAGUGGUCGGUUUUCUGCACUUGGUUCUGAUUUUAUUGUUGGUUAUGAUGGCUCUAGAUGGGCCACCCUUGAUGAAGGAAUUCUCUAUACACCUUAUACUGAGUUCACUGAUUUGAAAAUCAUAGCAUUAGAAAAAGACUUGUCUUCAAAUAAGAACCAAAAAUACUUCAAUAAAAACCAAGCAUUGAUAUUAGCGGGAGUUUUUGAAUUGGAAGAUUAUGGUUUAGUUAAUGCUGCAUUAUACGAUGGCUCCAAAUGGAUUCCAUACGUUUUUUCAGCAAAAGGUUCUGAUCAAAUAGGAAGAAUAAAUACCUUUUUAUUCAAUGAUGCAUAUCGAUUCCUGUCCUCUGAUGAUAUCACCAACAAGAAUAAAGGUUUGUCAAGUGGUAAAGUAGUUGGAAUAUCAUUGGCUUGCGCGUUAGGAUCGACAACCUUAAUUGGUUUGUUAUAUAUAAUUCCAUAUUUCAUGUUAUUCAGAAAAUCCAAACAAUCCGGAGUAACUCCUCAAAGAAUUGAAGAGAAAGAGAUGAUGAAUGCAGUUAAUCCUGAAUCAUUAAUUCAUGAAAUGGAUUUACAAAGAAAUCAUUAAGAACAUUUCAGUUAUUAAUUGCUUCGAGUUACUAUAAUCCUCCCGUCCUUCUUUUCAUUAAAUUUCACAUUUAAUCCAG